Molecule: messenger RNA, 2910 nt
Organism: Quercus robur (English oak)
Lineage: Eukaryota; Viridiplantae; Streptophyta; Magnoliopsida; Fagales; Fagaceae
Product: probable cinnamyl alcohol dehydrogenase 1
Exons: 7
Coding region: 162-1229 (355 amino acids)
Molecular function (GO): oxidoreductase activity, acting on the CH-OH group of donors, NAD or NADP as acceptor; zinc ion binding
Source: RefSeq, a predicted model, not a curated record
UCUCUCUCCAUCUCUAUCUAUCAUUCUUAUUCUCUGUCAAAUUUCAAAUAGUAGAGUGAGAAGAGGUUGUUUUCAUCCUCGUACUAUCUCUGUCUAUCAUUCUUAUUCUCUGUCCCUCUCUAUACAUAUAUAUACUUCCUUCAUCAAUCUUGUCCACAACAAUGAGCUCCUUGACAGCAAAUGAUGAUUGUCUUGGAUGGGCGGCAAGAGAUGCAUCUGGAGUUUUAUCACCUUACAACUUCAGCCGCAGGGCUGUUGGGAGUGAUGAUGUUUCAAUAAAAAUUACGCACUGUGGAGUUUGUUAUGGUGAUGUAGUUUGGACUAGGAAUAAACAUGGGGAUUCAAUGUAUCCUGUAGUGCCUGGACAUGAAAUUGCAGGAAUUGUGAAAGAGGUUGGUUCUAAUGUUCAUCACUUCAAAGUUGGUGACCAUGUUGGAGUGGGAACCUAUGUCAACUCAUGCAGAGAUUGUGAGUAUUGUAAUGAAGGACUAGAAGUUCAUUGCGUAAAAGAAUUAGUUUACACCUUUAAUCGCGUGGAUGUGGAUGGUACUGUUACUAAAGGAGGAUAUUCCAGUUACAUUGUUGUCCAUGAAAGGUACUGCUUCAGGAUACCUGACAACUAUCCAUUGGCUUCAGCAGCUCCUUUGCUAUGUGCUGGAAUUACUGUAUAUGCUCCUAUGGUGCGCCACAAGAUGAACCAACCCGGUAAAUCUCUAGGAGUGAUUGGGCUUGGAGGUCUUGGUCACAUGGCAGUGAAGUUUGGGAAGGCUUUUGGGUUGAAUGUAACAAUUUUCAGCACUAGCUUAUCCAAGAAACAGGAAGCCCUGACCUUGCUUGGUGCAGACAGAUUUGUACUCUCGGCUGAUCAAGAGCAGAUAGAGGCCCUGGCUAAGUCAUUUGACUUCAUAAUUGAUACAGCAUCUGGUGUUCACUCACUUGAUCCAUACAUUUCGCUGUUGAAAACUGCUGGUGUUCUAGUCCUAGUAGGUUUCCCAAGUGAAGCCAAAUUCAGUCCUGCAAUCCUUAAUCUAGGUAUGAAAACCAUUUCUGGUAGUAUAGUAGGUGGUACGAAGGUGACCCAAGAAAUGAUAGACUUCUGUGCUGCUCACAAAAUUUACCCAAACAUAGAAGUAAUUCCAAUUCAGUAUGCAAAUGAAGCUCUUGAGAGGCUAAUAAAGAAAGAUGUGAAGUACAGGUUUGUGAUUGAUAUCGAGAACUCCCUAAAAUGAAACUGCUAGAGAAACAAGGAAUUCUUCUUCCCAAUAUGUAUGUUCAUAUGGAUCACAUAUUGAUACUCGUAAAGCGUACUGUGAUUGGCAAGUCUUCCUUGUUGGAUGGUGGGCAUUUACUUCCAUCAAAAAGCACCUGGUGUUGAUCUUCUACAUCCUGCAAGUGUCUAACUAGCCUGAAAUUACUGAAGGGUUGUUGAGUAGUGUUGUGACAGAUAGUUUAAUAAAAAUGAUGAGUAUAGAAUUUUAAAUUACAAUCCUUUCAUAUUUUUAUCCUGUAGUCAACCUUAGCCAUUAGUAUUUAAUUUACUUGAAUGAGGGAGCGGUAUGAGUUGUAUUAUUAUUUUUUUAAUUUCUUAAUGAAAUUCCCUUGCAUUAAGGUCCAUUUUCAUUUUGUGGAAUCAUGACUUUCAAAGAAUGAGAAGCUUUGGCUGAAAAGAUCACAGGUUGCUUCACAAUAACAGUAAAAAGCCUUUAAUAAAACAGGUGGUUACUUUCUAUGGUGAGAUCCGUGCAAUCAUGAUUAGCUCGAAUUACCUAAUUUUAGAAGAAGAAAAAAAGUAUUGAAUCUGUACAGACCAGUCAGCCAUGACCCAAGCUUCUAAAUUUGCAUACAGUUCAUACUCCAUGAUCGGAAAAAUUCAUGAGAAUUGAGAAAUUCUCCUACCCGCCAAAGAGCUAAGAAGUAAAAGCAUUGCCCUGCUCAUGGUUCUAACUGCUGGGCGAAACAUGUGACUUUCUGAUCUCGUCUCACCAUUUAUAUUUUAUAGAUCGGAAGGUUUACCUUACGUGACGGGUUCUGUGGCAAGGUUCUGUGGCAUCAUGCAAGGUUCACCUAGCCCUUUGUUUUACACUUUUACUGGAUGCCUAAAUUGGCUGCCAGAAAUCUCUCCCUCUCUCCUUUGAUGGGGUUAGAAGGUAUUCGCCUCUUGGUCCAGUGAUAGACAAAUAUUAUCAAUAUGUUUGAAUUUUCACUAAAUCAUUUGCAAUUUGUCUUACUUCAUAAGGAUAUGCUGUACUACUUGAAAUUGAAACAAAUCCUUGGCUUCAUAUCAAUAUUAAUAUACAAGAGAAAAUCUAUUUUCUUUAGUUUGGUAGAGCUGCUUAACUACUAUGAGAAAAUCCCUGGGCAUUUCUAAGUAAAAAGUCGUCUAAAAAUGCAUAAGCUACUUCUCAAAAUUGGCAAAAAGAUAAAAGCACCUUUGCUUAGCUGGGAAACUAUUAUUUACUUCAAAGUAAUUUAAUAUUUACAUCUUACAGAUGACAGGUGAAUGGCAUCCCACAAAAGAUAGUGGUUCACAAAUGCUGGGAGCUGAACAUUAAGUACAAAGACAAUCCAGUUAUCCACCUGCUGCUGUGUCAAAAUCUCUGCACAGAAGUUUGCUUCCUGAUAUACUUAUCAUACUUCGAAAGGCCAGGAUCUAUUAAGCAAGCUCCUGCAAUUGGACAAAGGCACAGGCAAUUAGUAGUCAAAUAAUGAAAGACUAGAAAGAAGUCCCCAUUAGGAUAUUCCUGUAGCUGUGUUCCCAUGGAAAGAGUAGGCGUUAGGCCAUAGCAGGCUGCCCAAAGUUUGGUUGCCAAGCUGGUGGCAUGUCCUUAGUUUCCUAACAUCAAGAUCAUCUUUUUCUUUUCACUUUCUCCCGAAGUUGUAAUUAACAGAGGAUUAAUUAAUUGUUUUUAC